Peronospora matthiolae is the source of this 117-nucleotide messenger RNA. The record is from the annotation of a GenBank genome assembly. Lineage: Eukaryota; Oomycota; Peronosporomycetes; Peronosporales; Peronosporaceae.
AUGGUGGAAAUUGAGCCCAAAUCCCCAAUGCUGAAGAACUUGAUCCAAGGCUUGCCAGUUGACACUAUCAAAAGCUUUGGCAAAGUCGAGGCAAAUAGCGCUGGCGGGAUCGUGUGA